Messenger RNA from Aspergillus tubingensis, 1272 nucleotides. Its product is annotated as histidinol-phosphate transaminase. Gene Ontology annotation, biological process: L-histidine biosynthetic process. Gene Ontology annotation, molecular function: pyridoxal phosphate binding; L-histidinol-phosphate:2-oxoglutarate transaminase activity. The transcript is spliced from 3 exons. Bases 1 to 1272 code for a protein of 423 amino acids. The record is from RefSeq and is a predicted model, not a curated record. NCBI's taxonomy places the organism in Eukaryota, Fungi, Ascomycota, Eurotiomycetes, Eurotiales, Aspergillaceae.
AUGGCUCCAUUCGAUCUCGCCAAGUGCGCGCGCCCUAACAUCCUCAAAUUGCAGCCUUACCGUUGCGCCAGAGAUGACUACAAAGAUGAUGGAACGAACGUCCUGCUCGACGCCAACGAGAACGCCUACGGCCCCGGCCUUGCCCUCAACCCUGAAGGUGCCCUGCAGGAGUCUACUGUAACGGGAUCGUCGACGGGUUCUUCCAAGCCAGAAAUUGAUUUCCUGGGUCUGAACCGCUAUCCGGAUCCUCACCAGGUCGAGUUGAAGAAGCUUUUCUGCCAGCUGCGCAACACCCACACCCACACCCAGAAGGACCUGGGGCCUGAGAACCUCUUCGUCGGUGUCGGAUCGGAUGAGGCCAUCGAUGCGCUGUUGAGAUGUUUCUGUGUUCCGGGCAAGGAUAAGAUCCUCACUUGCCCUCCCACAUAUGGCAUGUAUGGGGUUAGUGCGCAGGUGAACGAUAUCGAGAUUGUGAAGGUGCCUUUGGAUGUGGACAAUGGCUUCCAACUGCAGCCGGAGAAGAUCAAUGAGGCACUGGCGGCAGACUCCUCGAUCAAGAUGGCUUAUAUUUGCUCUCCCGGAAACCCUACCGCGAAUUUGAUUAAGAAGGCGGAUAUUCAGAAGGUGCUGGAGCACCCGACGUGGAACGGAGUGGUGGUUGUCGACGAGGCGUACAUUGACUUUGCCCCCGAAGGCUCUAGUUUGGCUGAAUGGGUGACUGAGUGGCCCAACCUGGUGGUCAUGCAAACGCUGAGCAAGGCGUUUGGUCUGGCGGGUAUCCGCCUGGGUGUUGCGUUCACCAGUCCCCCAAUUGCAACUCUGCUUAACAGCCUCAAGGCCCCGUACAACAUCUCUAGCCCUACCAGUGCCAUUGCCACGGCCGCUCUCUCGCCGACCAACAUGACCGUGAUGAAGAAGUACCGGGAGCAGAUUAUUGUGCAGCGGGAUCGGCUGGUGCAGGAACUGCCCAAGAUCCCCGGUGUCGGCCGGUUCCUUGGCGGCCAAGAGGCCAAUUUCCUCCUGGUCGAGAUGCUAGAUAAGCCGGCUAGCGAGGGCGGCAAACCUAGCAACAAGACAGCGCUGGCUGCUUACGAGGCCAUGGCGGAGAAGAGGGGAGUGGUGGUGCGGUUCCGUGGCAAGGAACUUGGCUGCGAGGGUUGCCUGCGAAUCACCGUGGGAACCGAGCAGGAGGUCACCAAGUUCUUGCAAGAACUGCGGGUGGUCCUGGACAGCAUCCUCAAGGGGGGCGACAUCCAGUCCCUGAGGGAGUAA